UACCAGCAAGCAAGCUACUGCGUUCGCGAAGAUUUCGCUUCCCAUAAGCAACCAUGGAUCGGAGAACUACUCUAGCACCGCGAAGUCUCACCUUGACUGAAGAGCUGGAAAAAUUGGAGCAGUCCAUAACCUUGACACUGCAGGAGAUCGAUCACAACUUCAGCAGAGCUCAUAGAAUUGUUACAACAAGCAUUCUGCCCAUAGUUGAACAGUACGCGAAGCAUUCUGAAGCAGUUUGGGAAGGAUCAAAGUUUUGGAAACAAUUCUUUGAGGCUAGUGCGAACGUAUCACUAUCAGGCUAUGAGGAGCCGCAGCUUGAAGAUACAACCAUACAUGAUGACGAUGAAACUGCGCAAGCGGACGUUGAGCAGCAUGACGUGAGCUCGUCCCAACUUGACGAAACAAUUGCUUCGCCUGAGAAGACGGUAUCACAUCCUUUCUCCGAUGACGAUGACUUGUUAUCCUCGCCCUCGAUGGGCGGUGGGAGGCACAGCACACCCCGCAUGCCUGCGACUGUGACGAAGAACACCUCGGACAAAGCCACUGAUAUUCCAGGUGCACCAAUAUUUAUGAAGGACUAUCCCUCGCCGUAUGAGACUCUAAAACAGCAAGUGGAAGGCAAAACAGAUAGCAAGACUACAAUGGCACCGAUAACACCAGGCAGGAACACGACUUUACCGAACAUGUCUAUGACGCCAAACACUUCUCCCUUUACUGCGCAGAUUGCAGGGCUAUCGUCAGUUGCUGGCAAGGGGAACAAGGAUACGCUUCUCCACCAGGGAAUUUUGAACAAGAACUUCCGCGUGCAGGCAACCCCACACACCGCAAGAAAGUCGACCAAGCUCGGAAUGACACCAGGGACGGCAAAUAGGACUCGGAGAAUCUUGGAUUUUGAAGAUACAAUGAGUAGUCCGCUGGAAGAAGCACCCGCCCCAAGGUUGCGUGGGGUGUUCUCGCCGAUGAAAGGUUCGCGCACACCGGGAAAGAGCGUUUUGACACCCAAUGUGAAGAAGCAAUUUGAAGAAAGACGAAAGCGGGACAGUAACGUUGGUGCCGAUGCCACUCCUGAGGUGACAAGAGGAAGGACGGGUGGCCUCACAGGACGGUCCAUUGCAUGGGACAGCGAUAGCGAAGAAGAUGAUGACCUAGGAAUGAGCCCACCUAAAACAAUCAUGUUCAAUCUGCCUGAAAGCAGGGUUAUGCAGACACCAGCACAAGAGGCUAGUCGUAGGAUUGUUGAGGAUAUUCUAUACUCUGCAGGAGGGGAUAUGACGGAGGAUUUGGAGGACAGCCCGAGCAUUAUAGGAAGGAACAUAGACCCUCUGGACGACACUUUUUGAUUCUCACACGAACGAUAAAUGAUGUGAUGAGCAACAAUAGACAUUCACGGACGAUACCCUAGUGCACAUGGUAUAGAACGAAUACAUUUCACAGAUACAUCCAAAAGGAUUUUGCAGUUUCCUUUCUUAGCUGAAAAAAGCAGCUCUUAUCCCAGAUUGCCUACACGAUUAGCAGGUCUGAAUUACUAAGAUACUGCUGACAAUCGAAGUCUCAGACCCAGCCGAGCAAACGUUUGAGUGGAAACUCUGCUCGAUUUUCAGCAUCAUGGCUUUACAAUCAGUCAUUGCUGGUGGGCUGCAAGAUGUUCGUGGUCUAGCUUUCUCUAAUCCCCCAAAGUCCCAUGACUUUUCCUACGUAAGGACGAACUGAAUAGU
Molecule: messenger RNA, 1715 nt
Organism: Verruconis gallopava
Lineage: Eukaryota; Fungi; Ascomycota; Dothideomycetes; Venturiales; Sympoventuriaceae
Exons: 4
Coding region: 54-1340 (428 amino acids)
Biological process (GO): attachment of spindle microtubules to kinetochore
Cellular component (GO): DASH complex; mitotic spindle; mitotic spindle pole body
Source: RefSeq, a predicted model, not a curated record